UUACAUGAGUAUAGAGAAAAGCUAUAUUAUGUAAAUUAUAUAUACCGUAUACAAGUUUGUUAUCUUUGUCUCUCUCCCAAAUCUGUGUUCUUCUACCGUGUUGUUGCCUCCUCUGGUACGUCGUACGUCCAACCAAGUUUAUCUUUUUUUCUCACUAAUUAUUUCUUUCAGUGUCGACCUUUUGUUGUAGUCUAUAGAUUCUUCAAUAUGUGUAGGCAUAAACGCAUUUUAACCAAACGCCAUUGGUUUAUGAUAUAUCUGUUUUAUUCAUCUCCGGAAUCGAAGUCGGAACUGCGUUAAGAAUGGGAAACAUGAUAUGCAUAAAGUCAAACGAGACAAGGCCUAAAAUCUACACAAACGAGCAACUGAGAGCGUACGAGGCUGCAUGUAAAGCAGACACAGAGGUUCAGUCUUUCGACACGCGUAUGCAGGCACAGACGAGUCACGUGAUAAACACGCUAGCUACGGGGGUUGAGGUUCGAGCGCUCUCGCUGGAUACCCUGAAAGUAGUGACGGGGAGCUUGUUGGACAUGAACCAAGACGUGGUGAAAGUGAUCUUGGAUUGCAAGGAAGACGUAUGGGAAAAUAAAGAAAUGUUUGACCUCGUUGGAGAGUACUUUAAUACUAGCUUGAAGAUGCAAGACUUCUGUAAUGCUUUGGAGAGAAGCCUCAAAGUGGUUCGCCUUAGUCACCUUUUGAUUCGUGGUGCCCUUCAGCAGUUUAAUGAAGAGAGCCUUGUUCAAGGCAACAACUUUUACAUCUCUUAGCUCUUUUUUUCGUGGUUUUUUUUUUUUUUUUUUUCAUUUUGUAACACUUGUUGUCUAUAUUUUGGUUGGCAGGUGGGAACGGAUACAAGAAGACACUUGAAGAGCUGACGAAAUUCCAAAACGCAG
Molecule: messenger RNA, 893 nt
Organism: Capsella rubella
Lineage: Eukaryota; Viridiplantae; Streptophyta; Magnoliopsida; Brassicales; Brassicaceae
Product: UPF0496 protein At4g34320-like
Exons: 1
Coding region: 303-767 (154 amino acids)
Source: RefSeq, a predicted model, not a curated record